GUUUAUUACAGGUGCUUAAUGCUUAAUGAAGAUACGAUGAGUUUUGAACAGUUGCUAAUAUUUGAUAAUCUGUGUAUGAUGGAUUUUUGUCUGUUAAUACUAGAUUUUUUGUAUUAGAGUUCGAUUAAUUUUAAUUUCAUAAAUGAAACAUUUACUCUCGUAUUUUCGAACCUUAACCUAUAUGUUUAUUUGAUUCCGCGAAGUGUGAAACGCUUAACAUUUGUAACUUAAAAGCAUGUACUCGAUAUGCAAGCAGACUCAUCCUGCAACCGGGGUGGAACAUGCACUUACUUGCCACUUCUUCAAUCGAACAGAGAAGUCUCUCAUCGUGGCUGGUGCGAAUAUCAUACGCGUUUUUCGACUUAUACCGGAUGCGGAUUCAGCAAACAAGAAAGAUGUAUACACAGAGAAGCGACCACCAAAGAUGAAGCUGGAGUGCUUAGCAACAUAUUCCUUGUUUGGGAAUGUCAUGUCAGUGCAAGCAGUCACAUUGUCAGGAUCAGCACGUGACUCGCUGCUUGUCAGUUUCCGCGAUGCCAAGCUUAGCGUUGUGGAAUACGAUCCUGAAGCCCAUGAUCUCAGGACCUUAUCUCUGCACUACUUUGAGGAGGAAGAGAUGAGGGGAGGCUGGACUCAACACUAUCACAUUCCAAUGGUGCGGGUGGACCCUGAAGGACGGUGUGCAGUCAUGUUAGUAUAUGGGCGGAAGUUGGUAGUCCUUCCAUUUCGUCGUGAAACGGCCCUGGAUGACCCUGAACUGCUAGAUGUUAAACCCUGUAACAGUACUGUCAACACAAAAGCCCCUGUACUUGCAUCAUAUAUGAUAGUUUUGAAGGAACUGGAUGAGAAAAUGGACAAUGUUAUAGAUGUGCAGUUUCUGCAUGGCUAUUAUGAACCUACCCUACUCAUCUUGUAUGAACCAGUCAAGACAUUUCCAGGUCGCAUUGCAGUACGCCAAGACACGUGCGCCAUGGUGGCAAUCUCCCUCAACAUCCAGCAGAAGGUGCACCCAAUUAUCUGGUCUGUUUCCAAUUUACCAUUUGACUGCACACAAGCCAUUCCUGUGAGGAAGCCACUGGGUGGGACUCUUAUUGUGGCUGUCAAUGCGCUCAUAUACCUGAAUCAGAGUGUUCCUCCAUUUGGUGUGUCCCUCAAUAGCAUCAGUGAUGUGAGCACCAACUUCCCACUCAAGGUGCAGGAAGGGGUGAAGCUCAGUCUUGAAGGUGCACAGGCUUGCUUCAUCUCACAUGACCGGCUUGUCAUUUCUCUGAAGGGCGGCGAGUUGUACGUCCUCACACUGUAUGCUGACAGCAUGCGCAGUGUGCGCAGUUUCCACUUUGAGAAGGCAGCUGCCAGUGUGUUGACCACAUGUACUUGUGUGUGUGAGGAGAAUUAUCUGUUCCUCGGGUCUCGACUGGGAAACUCGCUGCUGCUCAGGUUCACAGAGAAGGAGCAGAGCACAUUGUUUACAUUGGAGGAGAAGACGUAUGCUCCAAAGCCUGACCAUCCUACCAAGAAAAAGCGACUGGACACACUAGGAGACUGGAUGGCUUCAGAUGUUGCUGAUAUUCGUGACCUUGAUGAACUGGAGGUGUAUGGAAGUGAAGCCCAGACCUCAGUCCAGAUUGCAUCCUAUGUGUUUGAGGUGUGUGACAGUCUGCUGAACGUUGGGCCUUGUGGCAAUAUCUCAAUGGGAGAACCUGCAUUCUUGUCUGAAGAAUUCUCCAACAUUCAGGACCCAGAUAUAGAGCUCUUUACCACAUCUGGCUAUGGGAAGAAUGGAGCAUUGUGCGUUUUACAGCGUUCAGUGAGGCCUCAGGUGGUGACAACAUUCGAGUUACCGGGCUGUAUGGACAUGUGGACAGUGAUUGGAACGAAGGAUGCGAUUGAGGAUCCAAACAAGGGAGAACAAGAGUAUACACAUGCGUUUAUGAUUCUCAGUCAACAAGACUCAACCAUGGUCUUGCAGACUGGCCUGGAAAUCAAUGAGGUGGACAAUUCUGGCUUCAGCACACAGGGUCCUACUGUGUUUGCUGGCAACCUCGGCUACAACAAAUACAUCAUUCAGGUGUCACAGAUGGGCGUGCGACUGCUACAGGGUGUGGAGCAGGUACAACACAUCCCUCUGGAUCUGGGCUCACCCAUUGUGCAUGCGUCAUCUGCAGACCCACACGUGGUGAUUCUGAGUGAGGAUGGCCAGGUGAUCCUGCUGACACUGAAGGAGAGUCGUGGCCAGGGAAGACUGAGCGUCACAAGGCCCACCCUCUCUCUUAGACCAUACAUCAUCACGCUGUGUGCUUACCGGGAUGUGAGUGGGCUCUUCUCCUCCAGCCUCCCUGAAGAUGAAGUUGAGGUCAAAUCCAAGAAGGAUAUCAAGUUAGAAGAGAACUUGAGGAGAGAGAUUGAUGAUGAAGAUGAGAUGCUGUAUGGAGAAACAGAAGCCCCGCUAUUUGAACCACCCGUCAUCCCAGAACCAAGUAAGAGUACUGUAACAUCAGUGAUCGGUGAGACGCCAUGGUGGAACAAGUACUUGCAGGAAGUGAAGCCCACAUACUGGAUCCUACUUACACGGGACAAUGGAAACCUUGAGAUAUACACGCUGCCUGACUUCAAGCUCAGCUAUCUGGUGCGUAACUUUGGACAGGGGUUGCGCGUGUUGGUGGACAGUUUGGGAGCCAUUCCUACUUCUGUUGGAAUUUCUGAGAAUACUCCUCCUAUAGCUUAUGACAGUCAGGUACGAGAGAUCUUGAUGGUGUCACUGGGUCAUCAUGGCAGCCGCCCACUGCUGGUUGUUAGGCUUGAUGAUGAACUACUGCUAUACCAGGCAUACCGCUACCCUCGAGGUUACCUGAAACUCAGGUUCAGGAGGUUGGCACACAACAUCCACAUCCGAGAGAGACGAUAUCGGUCAAGGAAGAAACCGAUGGACACAGAACAACGGUUGGAGUCACGUGUCUGCCAGCUGCGCUACUUCAGCAAUAUUGCCGGCUACAAUGGGGUGUUCAUCUGUGGUCCAUAUCCCCACUGGCUGUUUCUCACCUCACGCGGAGAGCUGCGGACCCACCCUAUGGGUAUAGAUGGGGCUGUAACCUGCUUUGCUCCAUUUCACAACAUCAAUUGCCCUCAAGGGUUUUUGUACUUUAACAAGAAGGCAGAGCUGCGCAUUUGUGUGCUGCCAACACACUUGUCAUAUGAUGCACCGUGGCCGGUAAGGAAGGUUCCACUGCGCUGUACACCUCACUUUGCAACGUACCAUCUGGAGAGCAAGACGUACUGUGUCGUGACAAGUCUGGCAGAGCCCACCAACAAGUACUACAAGUUCAAUGGGGAAGAUAAGGAGCUGACAGUGGAGGAGCGAGAUGACCGCUUCCCAUUUCCAGCACAGGAGCGUUUCAGCGUCUUGCUGUUCUCACCUGUGUCAUGGGAGGUGAUCCCCAACACCAAAAUGGAACUUGAGGAAUGGGAGCAUGUGACAUGCCUGAAGAAUGUGAGUCUGGCAUAUGAGGGCACCCGAAGCGGACUGAAGGGCUACAUUGCUGUUGGUACCAACUACAAUUAUGGUGAAGAUAUCACCAGUCGGGGCAGGAUCCUUAUAUUUGACAUCAUCGAGGUGGUACCAGAACCUGGCCAGCCGCUCACCAAAAAUCGCUUCAAGAUGGUGUACUCAAAGGAGCAGAAGGGGCCUGUCACAGCUAUUACACAUGUUCUGGGCUUCCUUGUGUCAGCAGUGGGGCAGAAGAUCUACAUCUGGCAGCUAAAGGACAAUGAUCUGGUGGGCGUGGCAUUCAUUGAUACCAACAUAUACAUACAUCAGCUGCUGAGCAUCAAGAGCCUGAUCCUGGUCGCAGACGUGUACAAGUCAAUCAGCCUGCUACGCUUCCAGGAGGAGUACCGUACUCUGUCUCUUGUCAGUAGGGAUUUCCGCCCAUCAGAGGUUUACACUUGUGAGUUUCUGCUGGACAACACACAGAUGGGGUUCCUGGUAGCUGAUGGGGACAAGAACCUGGUGCUAUAUAUGUACCAACCUGAGUCGCGGGAGAGCUUUGGAGGUCAACGACUGCUCCGGAAGGCUGACUUCCACCUUGGUCAACACAUAAACACAUUCUUCAGGAUACGAUGUAAAUUGAGUGAGAACUUUACUGAAAAGAAACACCUCCAGGGAGCUGAGAAGAGGCACAUCACCAUGUUCGCAACACUGGAUGGUGGGCUGGGUUAUAUCCUGCCGGUCCCAGAGAAGACUUACCGCAGACUCCUCAUGUUGCAGAAUGUCUUGGUGAAUCACAUUUCCCAUAUAGGAGGGCUGAAUCCCAAAGCAUUCAGGACGUACAAGAGCGCAACAAAAUUACUGAGCAACCCAGCACGCGGCAUCAUUGAUGGGGAGCUGGUUUGGCUUUUCCUUGGUCUCCCAACAUCCGAGAAACAGGAGGUGGCCAAGAAAAUUGGUACCAAAGUGGAUGAGAUUGCAGACGACCUUGCAGAUAUCGAGCGACUCACUGCACAUUUCUAGAACUGUUGGGUGUUUGAUGUGUGUGUGUAUCUGUACAGGUAUCAUGAUCUCUGGUACUCUUGUGAUCUGCUGGCGGUAUGAAGAAACAGUGCCGGUGCUCAUAACAUUAUUUCAUUUCAGGGUUUGAAAUCAUGUGGAAUUUUUUCAGUGGAAGAAAUUGCAUUGAAUAUUAAUUACAUAUUCUGGUUUUGAAGUAGUGCUGAUUAGACUGCAUUUCUGGCUUCUUGAAGCAAACUUCAAGAUUCAGGCACAAAAAGUAAGCUGCCUGUUUACUCUCUGUCUUGAACAUCUGAUUGAGUCAGUGUCUGUAACAUCUGUAUAAUACAGAGUAAGUAUAAAAGCCUUUUUUCUUGCACUUGAAUUACUUUAACCAUGAUCUAGAAUAAGAUGAAACAUUUUAGUAAUGUUGGCCUAUGUAACAUCCAUUUAUUGAAGCAUAAUUCCACUGUGUAGUCUGGUAGAAAUAUACCAUUGCAAUGAUGAUGGAGGCAGCAAGGACCUCUGAAACACUGUGAACCUUCUACCAGACUACAUGGCGCUACAACCCAGAAGACAGCCAUCUUCAUUCUUUAGUGUAUCUGUAUUGCUUUAAAGGAACCCUGUUUUGACAACUGUUUGUAUGGGAAGAUGUCUUAAAUGAGUAGAUAUCAAAGAGUUUAUCUUUACUUUCUGUGGUAAAUAAUACUGUGAUACAUAUGCAUUAAAAUACCAUUUAAGUAAUUGUAAUUACUUUUGUUAACAGUUUACAUGCUAUUCCUGUGUUGCUUACUGUUUAUAAUAAUAAUAGAUACACUAAUUUCUUCA
This is a messenger RNA of Zootermopsis nevadensis, 5311 nucleotides long. RefSeq names its product cleavage and polyadenylation specificity factor subunit 1 (gene Cpsf160). NCBI's taxonomy places the organism in Eukaryota, Metazoa, Arthropoda, Insecta, Blattodea, Termopsidae. Gene Ontology annotation, cellular component: nucleus. The record is from RefSeq and is a predicted model, not a curated record. Gene Ontology annotation, molecular function: nucleic acid binding; protein binding.